AUGGCCUCUUCAACCCGCUCACCAUCGCCCAGAACGCUGCCGCGCACCCGCAGUGUUCAGAUCCGUGAACAACCUGACAUAACAUCCAGUGCCUCCCACCGUGCUGAGAGCAAUGAUGUCAGUGGUAAUCACGAGUCAUCCGCCGACGAAAUCACCCCUAUAAUCACACACCCUCGCGGAGGGAGCAAGCGCUAUGAUGGCAGUGGCGGCCCGGCUCCGCAGAGCCCCAGUCGAAGUAGUACCUCUAGCAUGCGGAAGCGACGCAAGAGAGGUCAGGAGCCUAAUGAUGAAGGGAAUGAGGGCUGCUCCGAUACCGGAGUAGAGCGCAAAGGGGCACAUAGGUUGACGGCAUGGAUAAGAGAUACAGCUGAGAAAUAUGGCAGCAUUGAAUUGGAGAACAAAGGGAGUACUGCGAGGGAUCAUUUGGCUCUCGAACGGACUUUCCUCGCCUGGCUCCGCACCUCCCUUGCUUUCGCUUCAAUCGGCAUUGCCAUUACCCAGCUCUUCCGCCUCAACACGACCAUUGAGCGUCGCGAGGGGCGCCAGCCUAGUGAUACGGCUGGAGGAUACCACCUUCGGCAAGUAGGAAAGCCAUUGGGAGCCACAUUUUUGGGCAUUGCGAUUGUGGUUCUUUUAGUCGGCGGAAGAAGAUACUUUGAGAGUCAAUAUUGGAUUAUGCGAGGCAAAUUUCCUGCUAGCAGAGGAAGCGUCUUCCUCAUCACCUUUGUCGCAGCGGCAUUGAUCGUUACAAGUCUGGUCGUCGUUUGUGUAGUCGACCCGAGUGUGUUCGAGAAGAGAUGA
Bacidia gigantensis is the source of this 801-nucleotide messenger RNA. RefSeq lists its product as uncharacterized. Lineage: Eukaryota; Fungi; Ascomycota; Lecanoromycetes; Lecanorales; Ramalinaceae. The record is from RefSeq and is a predicted model, not a curated record. Bases 1 to 801 code for a protein of 266 amino acids. The transcript has 2 exons.